AUGAUCACCAGUUUCUUCCGGAUCCUCCGCCCGGACCGCCUGUGCCAGCCGACGCGGCUCCAGCAGACGACCGUCCAUCCGGCGCGCGGCCUGGCUCGUCGGACGCAGGGCAGGCUCGCCAGCGAUCAGGGCUGGCGACCACCGGUGCGGCUGGCGAGCGGGAUGGCGAACCUCAAGCCGGCCAAGGGCUCGACCCAUUCCAGGAAACGGGUCGGCAGAGGCCAGGGAUCGGGGUACGGCGGGACGGCGGGCCGCGGGCACAAGGGCCAGAAAGCGAACAAGGGCAACAGCCCUCGGCUCGGAUUCCAGGGUGGGCAGACUCCGUUGACUCGACUGUUCCCGAAGAGGGGGGCCGUGAACCCCACGCAGGUCGAGAUGUCACCGCUCAACCUGUUCCAACUCCAGCUCUGGAUCGACCAGAAACGGAUCGACCCGAGCCAGCCGAUCACGAUGAAGGAGAUGCUAGAUUCGCGAAUGGUGCAUGGGAUCAAGGACGGGGUGAAGCUACUCGGGAAGGGAGCGGCAGACUUCCGGGCGGCGAAUCUGACGAUCGUCGUCUCGCGGGCGUCGCAGAGUGCGAUCGAGGCGGUGGAGAGACAGGGGGGGCGGGUGAUCUGCAAGUUCUACAACCGGCUGAGUCUGCGCGCGUUACUCAAGCCGCACCGGUUCGCGGCCAAGCACCGGUUCCUGCCGGGCGACGCCCAUCCGGUGCGCAAGCAGGACUGGAUGCGCUACUCGGACUGGGAGACCCGCAGGGGAUAUCUCGGCAACCUUGCGCUCGCUGAGCAGGUCCUUCGACAGGUCUCCGACAGACGCGCGGGCUUCGGCUGGCUCUCUCGGGAGCAGAUCGCCAGCCAGGUCAGGGCCAGAGUCCAGCCUGACCAAGCGCCCCCUCCGAGUUGA
Molecule: messenger RNA, 903 nt
Organism: Puccinia triticina
Lineage: Eukaryota; Fungi; Basidiomycota; Pucciniomycetes; Pucciniales; Pucciniaceae
Exons: 4
Coding region: 1-903 (300 amino acids)
Biological process (GO): translation
Cellular component (GO): mitochondrial large ribosomal subunit
Molecular function (GO): structural constituent of ribosome
Source: RefSeq, a predicted model, not a curated record